AUGGCAUGCGCGAAGGGACCUGAAAACACAUGCUGGGUACGCGUUCUGUUUGACAGCGGUAGCCAACGCAGUUUCAUCACCGAAGAGCUCGCGAAGCAAUUAGGAUGCCACUCCCACGGAGUCGAAAAAAUCAGCAUAGGGUCGUUCGGUGGAGCAACAGUCACCAAGGCAUUGAGCAAAACUUCGGUCAAGCUGCAAAUUACACAGGGCACUGCCGUAGAAAUUGACCUGCUGCAAACGCAGCAAAUAUGCGCCAACGUACUUCCUGCCAUCGAUCAAGAGCAUCUCAAGGUCACUUUCCUACUUGAGGAAGCAUCGAAUGUCACCACGGCAGAUCAAGAACUUCCUAUCUCCAUUCUCAUUGGGACCGAUUGGUACUGGACACUCGUGCAAGAUGACAUCAGGAGAAUUAAUGAUAAUCUAGUGUGUGCCCCCACCGAAUUAGGAUGGUUUGUGCAUGGCGUCGUAAACGACACGAUGAAUUCUCAAGCCCAGGAGCAAGCUGUAAUCCUCUGUGUUCGGCAAGGCCUGCAACGUCAAUUCAUUAACAACAUUUGGGGUCCAGAGGACGAAGCCGAUUACGACGACACAACCGCAGGUGAGGUAUUGAACAGGUUUAAUAGUACCGUCAGGAACGUCAACGGAAGGUACGAAGUACGGCUACCUUGGAAAGACGACAUAGACCUUGGAACAAAUGAACGAAACGCACGGAAACGACUUAAAGGUUUGACGAACCGUUUACUUCGUACGCCCGACCUGCUCAAGACGUAUGAUGAUGCUAUCCGCAAAUAUCUAAUUGACGGCGUCGCAGAAAAGGUGCCAGAGAACGAAUACAAUCACGAUCAAGUUGAUAGACCACUGUACUCCUUACCUCACCACGCGGUCAUUCGCACGGACCGCAUUACAACGAAAUGUCGUAUCGUGUUUGACGCUUCCGCUCAUGAAACUCAAGAAAUCAGCUUGAACGAAUCUUCACAUCGGACCCAAUAUGAACCCGAAUGUAAGCGUUCUCCUACUGAGAUUUAG
Molecule: messenger RNA, 1026 nt
Organism: Ornithodoros turicata
Lineage: Eukaryota; Metazoa; Arthropoda; Arachnida; Ixodida; Argasidae
Exons: 1
Coding region: 1-1026 (341 amino acids)
Source: RefSeq, a predicted model, not a curated record